This is a messenger RNA of Myotis lucifugus (little brown bat), 339 nucleotides long. Its product is annotated as protein p13 MTCP-1-like. Gene Ontology annotation, biological process: positive regulation of peptidyl-serine phosphorylation. NCBI's taxonomy places the organism in Eukaryota, Metazoa, Chordata, Mammalia, Chiroptera, Vespertilionidae. Gene Ontology annotation, molecular function: protein serine/threonine kinase activator activity. The transcript has a single exon. The record is from RefSeq and is a predicted model, not a curated record. The coding region runs from base 1 to 339 and encodes 112 amino acids.
AUGGCCGAGCUCCCGUCGAAGGUGCAUGUCAACUCGCACCCCAUCUGCCUGAGGAUCCGUGAGCACUCGGUGUAUGAGGACGAGAAACAGCGCACGUGGGUGCAUGUCGUCGUGGAGAUAGGAGGUGACCUGCAAGUACGGUUGGUGCAGGACGACAGCCCAGUUGGGGAUAUCGCACUCGACACAAGCCGGCCGACCUCGAGCAACAUGCCUUCGAGGUGGACGCUCCUGCAUGGCAGCCUGUACGAGGACUCCAAGGGCCGGUUCUGGCGCAUCGUGCACCAUGUAAAGGAGGAUGGCAUAGAGGAAAUGAUCCUUGAGCUAAUGGACGACUCGUAG